UCUUCAUCUAACACAAACAAAACCCCUAAAAUCCACAGUUUUACGUAUUUUUGUUUUGAUCAUUUUAAACUAAAUCGGACUAUAAAUCAUUUUUCUUGAGGGGAAAAGAAGAAAAGAAAUGGCAGCAGCAUUUGCUACCUCAUCAACUGUGAUUGGACUGGGCAGUAGCUCUCUAUCGUCUCCUCGCAGUUGUUCAUGCAGGAGAACAUGCCUCAGCUCAGGGUUUGUGAAAUCAGUAGCAACAGCUAGAAAUCCACUGAGACAAGCAGGUUCUAAUGGAGGAAAGUUCAUGUGCUUUGAGAGGGAUUGGCUACGGAGGGAUCUGAAUGUGAUCGGAUUUGGGUUGAUAGGAUGGCUAGCUCCGUCAAGCAUACCAGCAAUUAAUGGAAAGAGUUUGACCGGACUCUUCUUUGAAAGUAUCGGCGCUGAGCUUGCCCACUUUCCAACCCCUCCUGCUCUCACUUCUCAGUUUUGGUUGUGGUUGGUUACAUGGCACUUGGGGCUGUUCCUGUGCCUGACAUUUGGGCAGAUUGGUUUCAAGGGAAGGACUGAGGACUACUUCUAAAUUAAUUAAUUAGUUAUAUUGUCUCCUUUCACUUGAAUUGUAAUUUAUGCAUGUAUGAUCUUCUUCUUUGUUGAAAACAACCAACUCUCCCUUUCUUUAGUUUAUUCUAUUGAUGGGAUGUAACCUGUUUAAGAUUAUUCCUACAUAUCAUGUGGAUAGAGAAUCUUGGUCUUAAAAAA
Molecule: messenger RNA, 744 nt
Organism: Jatropha curcas
Lineage: Eukaryota; Viridiplantae; Streptophyta; Magnoliopsida; Malpighiales; Euphorbiaceae
Source: RefSeq, a predicted model, not a curated record